Molecule: messenger RNA, 1155 nt
Organism: Penicillium subrubescens
Lineage: Eukaryota; Fungi; Ascomycota; Eurotiomycetes; Eurotiales; Aspergillaceae
Product: peroxisomal membrane protein PEX16
Exons: 4
Coding region: 1-1155 (384 amino acids)
Biological process (GO): peroxisome organization
Cellular component (GO): peroxisomal membrane
Source: RefSeq, a predicted model, not a curated record
AUGGAGACCGUUCGCAACAUCCAGAAUCCCAUCCCUCCGGUGGUGCUACAGCCAUCCAAGUGGCUGUCACUCUACGAGGAUUUUGUCGCCAAGAACUCCAGCUCAGUUGGCUCGGUCGAGUCCGCGCUGAGGUCAUUGACCUAUAUCAUCCCAGGAAGGUAUCGCGAAUCAGAAAUCCCUUCAGAAUGUGUGCAUUCCGGAGUCCAACUUCUAUCGCUUUACCAUGAUUCCCUUGUGUCGCGAGUCAUUUCUCGACUGCCUUCCACGGUCCCUCGACCACCACCUACCCCCCAUGCCCGAUACACUAAAUACUGGACCUCGCGGUCCUCGCUCUACCAUCGAGUUGCCGUCGCGCUGCAGAUGCUCCAAUACACAGAGCUUCUCUGGGAGAUGACGGCGCGGCGACGUGGGCAGAAGACCCGAUGGCGUGUCGUCGUCUUCCUUGAGUUCGCCAAGGCGAUCUGCCGCCUGCUCUUACUUCGAUUGACCAACUCGAGACCGUUGGUCAGUCCUCCGUUGCCGGAGCGGGAGGUGGACCCUCGGACGACACAGGGAGAGGAGGAGCAGAGUGACUGGAACGGCAUGGAGACUCCCACCAGCGAGCGUUCUACAGACAUCAGCUGGACUAUGCCUCGCACGGGUCUAUCCCUGCCCUCCCUCCCAGACGUCAACGACGUGUCGAACUACCUUAUCUCCAAGGUUCUUACUGCGGAUGAUAUCAAGCCACCCAAGACCCUGCUGCACCGCGUCACUGGACAGGGACAGUUGGCAGAGGUCCUGUACAUCCUGCGACCAGUGGUCUAUGCACUGGCUAUGCAGCGAUGGAGUGGAGACCGGCGCAGCUGGCGGCCAUGGUUGAUUGGCUUCGGUAUGGAAUAUGGUUGCCGACAGCUUGCCAAGCGCGACUUCCGGGAGCGAGUUGCGGGUGGUCUCCGUGGCUUGACUGGACUCGAGCGAGAGGAACUGAGGAAGCGUGGAUGGUCUAUGGGCUGGUGGUUGUUGCGAGGUGCCUUCUACGAGAACAUCACAAAAUCAUGGUUGCACAGUAUGACCGGCAAGAUGAAGGGCAAGCCGCUUUUGGAUAUGGUGGGCAGUGUUGUCGAGGACUACGAGUAUCUUUGGGACAACUACUACUUCUCGACUGCCACCCUGUGA